GGGGACAAGGAAAACUAGUAUAAAUUGCUGCAUGGCUUUUGUUGCUUGGAUGAUAUAGAGAAAAACGUAUAUGGCUUCAUUGUUGUUGCUUUUGUUGUUGCAUAUUUUUCAUCCUCAAUCUAAUGUCCAUGCAUUUGCCACUUCCUCUGAUCAUGAUUUUAGUUACAUGAAGUCUGUACAUAGUGCCAAUGAUCUACCAGCACAAGAAGAAUAUGACUAUAUAGUGAUAGGAGGGGGCACAGCAGGCUGCUCUUUGGCAGCAACUUUAUCCGCAAAAUACUCUGUCCUUGUUCUCGAAAGGGGCAGUGUUCCUGCUGCAUACCCAUCCGUCUUAAAUGCAAACGGGCUAUUGGCUAAUUUUAUUCAAGAAGACGAUGGAAAGACACCUGCUCAGAGGUUCAUAUCGGAAGAUGGCGUUGAAAAUGUGAGAGGAAGGAUACUUGGUGGGAGCAGCAUGAUCAAUAUAGGUUUCUAUUCCAGAGCAAAUCCGGAAUUCUAUAGAAACUCAGGAAUCCAAUGGAAUAUGGAUAUGGUAGAGAAGUCAUAUCAGUGGGUGGAAGACAGCAUUGUAUUCCACUCUGAAUUGGUAGCUUGGCAGUCCUUUUUUAGAGAUGCUUUGUUGGAAGCUGGAAUUAGGCCAUACAAUGGAUUUGCUCUGAAUCACAUGGUAGGAACCAAAAUUGGUGGUUCUAUUUUUGAUGAUAAAGGAAGGAGACAUGGAGCUGUUGAGCUGCUAAACAAAGCAGACUUCAAAAACUUGCGAGUUGCAGUUCAUGCCACAGUAGAAAAAAUCAUAUUCUCUUCCAAUGCAUCAAGUUUAUCCGCAACUGGAGUCUUAUACUCUGAUUCCAAUGGGGAAUCUCAUACUGCUUUCAUACGCAACAGAGGAGAGGUGAUAUUGAGUGCAGGGGCAAUUGGGAGCCCUCAACUUCUUCUUCUCAGUGGAGUUGGUCCAGUUCCCCAUCUUUCAUCAUUGAACAUCCCUGUUAUACACCCUCAGUCUCACGUGGGAAGCUUCAUGGCUGACAAUCCUCGCAAUAACAUCAACUUUGUAAUCCCAUUUCCAUUAAACUCAACGACUCAACAAGCUGUAGGAAUUACAAAGGAGUAUUACAUUGAAGGCAUCUCUCACAAAUAUCCAUUUCCUUUUAAUCCGCCUUUCAGCUUUCUUCCAAACUCAUCGUCACCAUUGGAUUUGAGUCUGGCAAUCAUUUCCGGGAAGUUCCCGGGACCUCUGUCCAACGGUUUCCUCUGGUUGGCAUCCUCUGCUGAUGUGAGAACCAACCCAAUUGUCCGUUUCAACUACUUUGCAAACCCGGCAGACCUUUCUCGUUGUGUUGCUGCUAUGAGGAAGAUAGGUGAUAUACUUGAGACCGAAGCCAUGCAUCGGUUUAAGUAUCGAGAUUUGAAGGGUUCGAAAGGUUUUAAGUUUUUGGAGAUGCCUUUGCCUAUGAACCAAUCCGAUGAUUCAUCAAUGGAGGAAUUUUGUAGAAAGACAGUGACAACCUUUUGGCAUUACCAUGGGGGAUGCCUUGUAGGGAAGGUGGUAGAUGGUAAUUUCAAGGUUAUGGGGACCAGUUCACUUCGUGUUGUUGAUGCUUCCACAUUCACUACUACUCCAGGGACCAACCCUCAAGCUACCAUUAUGAUGUUAGGCCGUUAUGUUGGCCUAAAGAUGCUGCAGGAAAGAAGUAGCCAAAGCAAUUAAAGUUGAUUUAACAUCGAGUGGAGAUCGUACAAAAAUGACCUUAUAAAUAAAUUUAGUGCAUGUAGCACUCUUCCUUUAGGACCCUUGAGUUCUUGUCUUGGAACACACAUAACAGUUGUAUCAUUUUGGGCUUAGCUCAUUUCUGUAGUCCAGGACAUGUUCACUUACACUGAACAUUUCUUCUCAUUGGUAUUAAAAGUAUAAAUCAUACAAAAUAAUAAGGGAAAUUACAAAAUAAUA
Messenger RNA from Ziziphus jujuba (common jujube), 1948 nucleotides. Its product is annotated as (R)-mandelonitrile lyase 1. The record is from RefSeq and is a predicted model, not a curated record. Gene Ontology annotation, molecular function: oxidoreductase activity, acting on CH-OH group of donors; flavin adenine dinucleotide binding. The coding region runs from base 71 to 1708 and encodes 545 amino acids. Lineage: Eukaryota; Viridiplantae; Streptophyta; Magnoliopsida; Rosales; Rhamnaceae. The transcript is spliced from 4 exons.